CCACAAUACAUCCUGGGUUUAUUCCAUUUUCCAAAAUGAUUGUUUUAGAUUCUGUUUGUGAGUCACAAUUGUAAAAGGUAAGAUCCAUCCUGAUCCCCUUAUAUUUGUUCAUACGAGGGUUUAAUAAUCCCUCGCAUCCCUGCCCAUCACUCUUUCCCCUACAAUUAUGUCACCAGAGAAGUCACCGUUAACAUCGUCAGGCUUUGUCUCAUUGGAUGAGGUUAUGAAAUGAUGCACUUUGAAAUAUUUAAUAGGUUUAGGUAAGAAGCUUUCCUUCUUACGUGAACAAUCUUUGAUGUUCUCAGCAGUUCAUGUAAGGAUUUGCCUUCGUUUCGCGUUGAUUGACAAGUCACUUUCUAUAUAUUUGUCUGGCAGAAGAGACACCACAGAGAUAAGCCGAGGAACCCGACACAACUCUUCAGUUUUGCAUAGAAUCCAGUGUCAUCUGGGAGAAUGAAUAGGUGUGGAGUAACGUUGGUGUCCGUUCACAUUCUGGUCUUAACCUUGUGCGUGAAUACUCUUGCCACGUCCAAUAUAAGCCUGCGGACAUUUAUUGGCUGCGCCGUGAGGGAAUUCACCUUCCUGGCCAAGAAACCUGGGUGUAAAGGUCUACGUGUCACCACUGAUGCCUGCUGGGGGCGCUGUGAAACCUGGGAGAAGCCUGUCCUGGACCCCCCUUACAUUGAAGCUUACCAUAGAGUGUGCACAUACAAUGAAACGAAGCUUGUUACCAUCAAGUUACCAAACUGCGUUCCCGAUGUUGAUCCUUCAUUUACCUAUCCCGUGGCAAUUCGAUGUGACUGUGGCAUCUGCUCCACAUCAACCACUGAGUGUGAAACCAUUUGAGAAUUCGAUUUUGUAAGAUUUAGAACCAAACCCACGUAUGGCAUAAAUUAAAGUCAUUUUAAAAGUGCACCUUAGAAUGUAGCAGAUAAGACAUCAGUAAAUUAAAGUGUAGCAAUGCUGAUGUAAUGAUAUAACUAAGAUUAAAUUGCUGUUUGUUGAUAGCUCACAAGCCUGAAAGCUUCACUAGGCUGAGCCCUGACUGUCAAAAGAAUAGUUGGUCCAUAAUUUAAGUCAAUUCAAUUUAUUCACUGUAUUUACUUGUAAAUGUAAAUACAUAAAAAUAGAAUUGUGCUUAGUAUAAUAAACAUACAUACACAAGAUGUUCCGUUUGAAAAUUUUCAUUACAUUUUUUUGAUAUUGACACAAAUGUGGUAUAGAAAUAAUUAACAAUCUCCCAAUGCAGCUGGUUUGGAAAAUCCUUAGAAAAUCUUGUAUAAAAUAGUUUAACCAAUAGAAAAAAAUACAUACACUUCCUUAUUUUCUGCUAUUUACUAUAAUUCUAUAUUCCACAUUUAGAGAAAAAUCGCCUUAUUCGUUAAAUCUAUUCCCAACCUUGAUCUUACAACAGACGAGAGCCCACAAAGUGCUCAAUAAUUUAUUUCCAAGCAAUUCACAGAUUUCGUGUAAGUUACGUGCCCUUCAGA
Molecule: messenger RNA, 1490 nt
Organism: Pelobates fuscus (common spadefoot toad)
Lineage: Eukaryota; Metazoa; Chordata; Amphibia; Anura; Pelobatidae
Gene: GPHB5
Product: glycoprotein hormone subunit beta 5
Exons: 3
Coding region: 454-846 (130 amino acids)
Biological process (GO): G protein-coupled receptor signaling pathway; regulation of thyroid hormone receptor signaling pathway
Cellular component (GO): extracellular region; cytoplasm
Molecular function (GO): hormone activity
Source: RefSeq, a predicted model, not a curated record